UGAAAAGUAAUUUUAUAAUAGAGCUAAAAUUUCAGCAACAGUGGAUAUGUGGGGUUCUCCACCUCUGUGAAAGGGGCAGCAUCUUCGUCAACUAUGCAAAAGCACCUUUAUUCACUCUACUAUGUUCUCAAAGAGAUGAGCUUACUCUAUCACCUGGCUGUUAAUAGAUCCUUUUCUCAUCUCUAGUUCUUUCUCUGUCACUCUUCUGGAAGAUGGGAUUAAACUUGUUACCUUAUAAAUAAUUCUCUUGGAAGUUGUUUGUUUGGAUAGUCACUUAGCAACGCAAUGUCGUCUCCGGGUGAUGGGGUCAGGAUUAAGAACAAGGAGCUGCCAAGAAUUGUUGGGUUCAAAAAGUCAAGGACCAACUCAUCACUUCCUGGAACUUCCCUUGCUUCUAUGGAAUCCUUGUCCAUGCCUCUGGUCCAGGAAGUUGUUCUCUCUGCAGAUAUUAAGUGUGAGGAGUGUCAGAAAAGAGUAGCCGAUAUAAUGUCAAGACUCAAAGAGACAGAGUCUGUGUUGAUUAAUGUGCUGGAGAAGACGGUAACACUCACAUGUAGAUAUCCUGGUGUUGUCAAGGUAUCAACGAAGCAAGUUGCAACCAUACAGAAAAACCCUCUAAGUAAAAUCGCCAUGAUUAAGCGGAUAUUUCGUUCAUCCCGCCAUUGAUAAAAGUAGGAACAAGAUCCACCAUGCCAGAAUGUGUUUUUUACAAUAAUAUCGUUGGCAGGCCAAAUUCGCUAUGUACAUAUUAAUUCACAGUACUGAAUGAUAAAUGAAAUAUGUAGUUAGAACUUGAUUGUCAUUUCUUUUUUAUGAAAUAAUGUUCAGAAGAAAUACAGAAUAGGAAGUUGGAUGUUCUUGCUUUACUUGGUAGUUGGGAAACGUCAUGAAAUGAAAUAUUUUCUGUGAUAA
This is a messenger RNA of Mangifera indica (mango), 912 nucleotides long. RefSeq lists its product as uncharacterized. The transcript is spliced from 3 exons. NCBI's taxonomy places the organism in Eukaryota, Viridiplantae, Streptophyta, Magnoliopsida, Sapindales, Anacardiaceae. Gene Ontology annotation, molecular function: metal ion binding. The record is from RefSeq and is a predicted model, not a curated record. Bases 286 to 666 code for a protein of 126 amino acids.